AUGCCACGAGAAGUUGAGCCUUCUCUAAAUGAGAGGCAAUUCUUCGUUAAAGCGCUACAAGAAAACCUACGGAUAGAUGGGCGGCCGUUCGAUCAAUUCCGAGCCCUUGAGCUGGAAUUCGGUGAUGAAUAUGGAGUCGCGGAUGUACGGUUAGGGAAGACGAGAGUGCUCGCAAACAUCACCGCCGAAGUAACAGCUCCCUUCCCAGACCGACCUUUCGACGGCCUCUUCACCAUAACUACCGAACUAUCCCCCAUGAUCGCCCCAUCAUUCGAAGUAAUGCGCCCCUCAGAAACCGAAGUCCUCCUCUCGCGCCUCCUGGAGAAAACCCUCCGUCGCUCCGGCGCCCUAGACACCGAAUCACUGUGCCUAAUCGCAGGCUCAAAAUGCUGGUCCAUCCGCGCAGACGUGCAUGUCCUCUCCCAUGACGGAAAUCUAGUAGAUGCGUCGUGUAUCGCAGUUCUUGCUGCGUUGCAGCAUUUUAGGAAGCCGGAUACGAGUACGGAGGGGGAGGAAGUCACUGUCUAUACGUUGGCGGAGAGGGAACCUGUGCCAUUGAGCUUGUUGCAUUACCCGUACUGCGUUACCUUUAGUUUCUAUUCGGACCCAAAUGUAGCCACGGCGGGUGAAGGGGGAACUGCCGAGCAUCAAAGCGAGGUUGUUACGCUAUUAGACGCCACGCUGAUGGAAGAGCAGUUGAGGGAGGGGUCUGCGACGAUUGGGAUUAAUCGCCAUGGAGAGGUGUGCCAGAUUGCAAAGUUGGGAGGUGUGCCAGUUGAUGCUGUGGCAUUUUUGGGAUGUGUACAAAUCGCGCUGGUAAAAGUAAAGGAUAUUUCGGCGUUUGUGACUAGGCGACUAGAAGAAGAUGCCAAAAAGAGAGAUAAGGGAGGGUUAAUGGCCGAGCUUAGGGCCCAAAACGAUAGAUGA
Venustampulla echinocandica is the source of this 927-nucleotide messenger RNA. RefSeq names its product Ribosomal protein S5 2-like protein. Bases 1 to 927 code for a protein of 308 amino acids. The transcript is spliced from 2 exons. Gene Ontology annotation, cellular component: nuclear exosome (RNase complex); cytoplasmic exosome (RNase complex). The record is from RefSeq and is a predicted model, not a curated record. NCBI's taxonomy places the organism in Eukaryota, Fungi, Ascomycota, Leotiomycetes, Helotiales, Pleuroascaceae. Gene Ontology annotation, biological process: U4 snRNA 3'-end processing; U5 snRNA 3'-end processing; nuclear polyadenylation-dependent mRNA catabolic process.